Prosopis cineraria is the source of this 1075-nucleotide messenger RNA. Its product is annotated as probable WRKY transcription factor 75. The coding region runs from base 197 to 760 and encodes 187 amino acids. Gene Ontology annotation, biological process: regulation of DNA-templated transcription. The transcript is spliced from 2 exons. Gene Ontology annotation, molecular function: sequence-specific DNA binding; DNA-binding transcription factor activity. Lineage: Eukaryota; Viridiplantae; Streptophyta; Magnoliopsida; Fabales; Fabaceae. The record is from RefSeq and is a predicted model, not a curated record.
UUCGUAUUCGGUGUAUGUCUCCCCAUUUUUCACUGGCUAGCCACUCCUCUAAGCGCUAGCUGCCCCCACCAGUAUUCAAUUAUCUCUUCACCCUUUUUACCAUAUAUAUCUGUACAUCCUUUAAGAGUUUCUCCUCCCAGCUAACUGCUUUUCUGUCACCAUUUAUACUGAAGACAAAGAAGCUGGCUUGAUCCCAAUGGAGAAUUAUACCGUGUUGUUUCCUGGUCCUGCUUCUUCUUCUUCAGGCUUUCAAAUGCCAGCUAGUGCCAUGGGAGGCUCUUAUCAUGGAUUUAGUAAUUUUGAGGGCCAAAUCUCGAACGGGUUUCUGGGUUUGAGGCCUAGUCAUGAUCAGAGCCUCGGUGAUUUGCAGAAAAGAGGAGAGGUGAGAGAUGGGCAGUUAUCUCAGAGUGGAAAUGGGAAGGAUGAUCAGAUUGGAGGAGGUACAGGGAAAAAGAAAGGAGAGAAGAAGGUUAGAAAGCCUAGAUUUGCUUUCCAAACUCGGAGCCAGGUUGACAUUCUUGAUGAUGGCUACAGGUGGAGAAAAUACGGCCAGAAAGCUGUUAAAAACAACAAAUUCCCCAGGAGCUACUACAGAUGUACUCAUCAAGGAUGCAAUGUGAAGAAGCAAGUGCAACGUCUAACGAAAGACGAAGGGGUAGUGGUGACGACAUACGAAGGCGUGCACACGCAUCCAAUUGAGAAGACAACGGACAACUUUGAGCACAUUUUAAGUCAGAUGCAUAUAUAUACUCCUUUUUAAUAACACAAGCCCAGCCUCUCCUGGAUUCUCAUCAAUUACUUUCUCCUUAUAUUUGUGCCCAACAAUUAAUCGUAUCUGCCUCAGACUCAAUACCACUCUCUGUACAAUAUCUCUCUCUUUAUUCUGGAGUGUUAGAUUAUAAUGUAAAAUUAAUUGGCUCUCGAGUUCCAUGAUAUAUACUACUUUUGAUUAAGGACACGUUAUGUAGCAGUAGUAGUAUCUUUUUCUGAUGGUCGUUCGACUACGUAUCAAUCACUUUCAUGUAUGUUGAAACUUGAAAUACAAACAAAGCAGUUUUGCUUUUUUCCCCGUUUC